This is a messenger RNA of Hypoxylon trugodes, 2879 nucleotides long. RefSeq names its product heterokaryon incompatibility protein-domain-containing protein. Bases 446 to 2851 code for a protein of 801 amino acids. The record is from RefSeq and is a predicted model, not a curated record. The transcript is spliced from 2 exons. NCBI's taxonomy places the organism in Eukaryota, Fungi, Ascomycota, Sordariomycetes, Xylariales, Hypoxylaceae.
UCUGACAUAAAUUGAUCCUUUCUGCUUAUGUAUAUAAUCUGUUGGUUGAUAAAAUCCUCCUUUUAAGUAAGAUCUGCUCGCCCGAUCACCCCUGAUAGUACACGUCAAGUUGUAAGCACGUCUGCCUACCUUCCCACCUAGGUAGGUAGCUCUGGCUCACCGAAGCUUCACUGUCGGUGCCUACCCGGGGCAGUUUUCAGCCGCAUCCACUUGAAACAUAAUGUUGAAGCCUCGUCUUGAAUAUGUAUUCAACUCAUUUUCCCGGUCCCUUACCUAAAUUGUUAUCAGCUUCCACUAAGCGCAAAAGAAUGUCCCUCCUGCUUCAUUUGAGGUAUCUUAGUGAGACUUAAUUAGAUAAUAUCGUGUCUUUUUACUAAAUGGCAAACCAGUCUCCGUUCCUACGGAUCGGGAACCGGGUGUAUUUAUAUUCGAGAAGCGGGAUAAAAUGGAAGCCCACGGGUUCGUUUCCGUUGACCUAUCCGUACAGAACGAAGACAACAAUGCCCCCGGGCCGAUUAUUCAGCCACCACAGCUCUACGACCAUCUUCAGAUCCCAUCUAGUGGCCACCAUAUACGAGUAUUAGACUUAGAUGGCGAGCCGCCCCAACAGAACACAGGGUUGAAAGGUAGCAUGAGGGUAGUUGACCUGAAGACUGGAUCACGAUUUACGGCGCUGUCAUAUGUUUGGGGUGCGGGAUCCUCGGCGAUCACUUGCAACGGGUGUGAGUUCCCAAUAACGGACAACGGGAAGGCAGCUCUAUUAGCGUUGCGUCACCUAUAUGGCCCGAUAACCAUCUGGAUUGACUCUAUAUGCGUUAACCAAACCGACGACACGGAGAAGACCCAACAAGUAGCAAUGAUGGGAGAUAUAUAUAGUCGGGCUGAAACAACUUUUAUCUGGCUUGGGUUAGGGAAUCCGCAACUGUUCAAGACAAUCGAGGCACUGAACGAGAUCUCUUAUCUCGGGCCACAUCCCGCCGGUUUUCCUUGGAAUAAGAGGAAAGUCAUUCUCGAUAAGGUUUUGUUUAUUUUAUCGUUGCUGCGUGCAUACCUGGCUCGAUUUAUUAGCUUUCGAUUAUUUUACCCACGCGUCCACAUGUACUUGAAGGCGGGGUGGGAUGAUCCACAUGAAAUACAAAAUAUCGACGUCCAGAACCUCAUGGCUUGUGAGUGGUUUUCUCGGGCCUGGACGUUUCAGGAAUUUCUGCUUUCUCCUAAUCCGGUGUUUGUUAGUGGCGACAGUAUCGUCUCCCUAGCCAAUUUGAAGAAAGUUCACGACGUGGCUACCGGUGGCCACUGGAUGGAAGAGCGUAGCUUCACGCGAUCACUAUUGGAAAAUAAAUGGAGAUUUACAUCCAGACGUUGGUGGUCCCGUACUGUACAUCGGAUAAUAGACACAUCUGCUGGGUUAUGGGACUUAGUAUCCAUAUGGGCCACUCUAUCACGCUCAACGAACAACGAUAACUUACUAUCGGGAACACAAGCGAAAGGACUCGCGAGGGAUGGAUGUCAUCGAUCUGCAUAUAUUUAUAGGCAAAAUGUUGUUCGAAUCGCGAGAUUGAAUUACUUCGCAUCCUGGCUGUCGUCUACUUCUGGUCUCCUCUUCGGUUACGGAAGCGUACUCUUCGCCCUGGGGUAUUUCUUCGCGUAUCUUGUCCACUUUAGCGGCACUAAUGAAGGAUUGAUACUGGUCGUCGCGACUUCUUACUACGUGAUGACGAAUUUUGCCUAUAGGAUUUUAGUUUCGUGUUUCCCGUGCUUCAGCCAUAGGAGGAACCGCUUUAAGGAAGCGAUUGAGACGAAUUAUCCUGUAAUAUCGGGGAUUCAAGAGGCGCUUCGGAUGCGUAAAGCAACCCGAGGCCUUGAUAAAUCUUUCUCUAUGUAUGGUAUCCUUCGCACUCUAAAUGCGCCUUGUUCGGAACCAAACUACCAAAAAACUGAGGCUCUAGUUUUUCAAGAACUCUUUGGGAGCCUUCUUCGAUGGGAUUCCGCCUUCAUUGAGCUUUUGGCUGAUGCUGGGAGACCCGCCGCAGGAUCGCCAACUUGGGUUCCUGACUGUGGAAAGAUCAGAGAAAGAACUUGGCUGAGCCCACAAUAUCUUAAUAAAAUCUUCAAUCAGCAGUGGUCACAUGGAAGGCUCGAGGAUUGUAUUCAAAUUCGGGGAGAUGAGGCUAUUGUGCGGAUAAAGACCAUUGGGAAGGUGACGUUCCACGGUGGAACCCUCGAUUCGAUCGACACCCCGAACUAUGAAACAGAACCCAUUGCAAUGAACCUGACGCAACUAAAUGACGCAGUAUCCCACCUGCGGCGAUGGCUUAGACAUCUUUGGAAGGAGAACCCAGUCGAUCAAGGAAGUAAAACGAUUCCUCAGAUGGUCCUAGACGUGUUUUCCGGUCGCGUUCGAACAAACGAGUCACCUAGCGGAACCGUCAUGGGCGAGAACUAUUACGAGCCCAAUACUUCAUUGUUUAAUAAGUGGUAUAAAAUCCUUAUACAAAACUUGAACCGUAAAGUUAUGGAUAGGGAUCCGUCGUUCACGGAUCGUCUCAAGGGAAACCGCGAAGUGUUACGAUCAUUUGUCGACUCGUGGAAUGCACUAGCUCGAAAAAGAAGCCUGAUUUUCUCUCGUGAUGGUUUCGUCGGCUCAGGACCACCGCAUGUCGAAGCGGGCGAUCUGGUCGCUCGUGUUUACGGAGUUUCGAGACCUAUGAUUUUCCGUCAAGUGAGGGGUGAUGAUAACACCGAACGAUACGAGGUGGUAGGCGAUGCCUUUAUAUGUGGAUAUAUGGAACAGGGGAGAUACCAACCCGAGUCUGGACCUAAUAAUCUUAAUUCAUUGGUGUUGAUAUAGUUGAAUGUAUUUUUAGUUGGGGAACUUG